Messenger RNA from Uranotaenia lowii, 1519 nucleotides. RefSeq names its product solute carrier family 35 member F6 (gene Tango9). Gene Ontology annotation, molecular function: pyrimidine nucleotide-sugar transmembrane transporter activity. Gene Ontology annotation, cellular component: Golgi membrane; intracellular membrane-bounded organelle. The record is from RefSeq and is a predicted model, not a curated record. The transcript is spliced from 5 exons. The coding region runs from base 225 to 1370 and encodes 381 amino acids. Gene Ontology annotation, biological process: pyrimidine nucleotide-sugar transmembrane transport. NCBI's taxonomy places the organism in Eukaryota, Metazoa, Arthropoda, Insecta, Diptera, Culicidae.
GUGAUCGCCUUUUUGUACUCUGCCUGCAGUUGAUGCAGGUCAUUUUCUGCGUAGUGCCUAGUUGAAUACAAGUUUUGAAAUGUAAAAUGUUAUAAUUUGUUUUAUAAUUGUGCUGUUUGAGUCUUUACUAUAUACAUUCGUUUCGUUCUUUGAUCUAUCUGCAUUCUGUCCAUCGUUUUGUAGCUGUUAUUGAUAUACAAUCGAAAAAAAAGAAAAACUUAAAAAUGGCUUGGACAAAAUAUCAAGCCAUUUUAGCUUUUACGCUGGUGAUAACGGGCUCUAUCAAUACUUUGAGUACCAAAUGGGCAGAUACCCUGCAAUCAGAAAGCUCCGACGGACAAAUACGUCCGUUCGAACAUCCUUUUGUGCAGGCCUGUGCGAUGUUUUUGGGAGAAUUCCUUUGUCUACUGACAUUCAAGGCCAUUUAUUAUCAUCUACGGAGGAAAAAUAAUGGUGCUGAAGAUCGCCAUGAUUUGGUGAAGGGAAAUCGUGAGUUCAGUCCAUUCAUCUUGUUCGUGCCGGCUAUGUGCGAUAUGAUAGCGACAUCAAUCAUGUAUGUGGGCCUCAACCUCACUUAUGCUUCCAGCUUUCAAAUGUUGCGGGGCUCCGUCAUUGUUUUUGUUGGUAUACUGAGCGUGGCGUUCCUGAAUCGUAACCUCGUCAACCGAGAAUGGAUUGGCAUCUUUUUCAUCAUCAUAGGCCUCGGUGUUGUUGGCCUGUCGGACUUUGUAUCCGAUGAUGGCGCUGGAACUAACUAUACACGAAAUAAUAUCAUAACCGGUGAUUUGCUUAUAAUUCUAGCCCAAAUAAUAACCGCUUUCCAGAUGGUUUAUGAAGAACGCUACGUAGCGGGAUUGGACAUACCAGCUCUUCAAGCAGUUGGAUGGGAAGGUUUCUUCGGCUUCAGCAUCCUAGGCCUCCUUUUGGCACCCAUGUACUAUAUAUCUGUUGGACCACCCUUCAAUAAUAAUCCUCGUGGAGUACUAGAAGAUUUGCCAGAUGCUCUUACACAGAUUGCCAACAAUUAUCAACUUAUUAUGGCUAUCGUGGGUACGAUCGUAUCUAUUGCUUUCUUCAACUUUGCUGGCAUAAGUGUCACAAAAGAAAUUUCUGCGACUACGCGUAUGGUGUUGGACUCCGUUCGAACUCUCGUAAUUUGGGUUAUUUCUCUAACGUUGUCUUGGCAAAAAUUUCAUUACCUACAGAUCUUUGGCUUUGCUGGCUUGUUGUUUGGCAUGUGUUUGUACAAUAAUAUAUUGAUACUGCAAACGUACGAUCGCCUGCAUAAUAUGAUUGUACGAAGGGGUGAUAAUGGCGAUGAACAAAACGAAGUUAUCAUCAACAGACGCGCUGAUGAACCAGAUUGUUAGACUGAUAUUAUAACUAAAGAAAUAUCUUUAGUAAAAUACAUAGAUUGUAUUUUUCUGUUCAAUUCAGUUCGACGACCUUAGCAAGCUUUUUGCCAGGUCGCAUUAUCUCAUAAAGUACUGAAUAAAGCAUAAAUAAUUCAUAUUACAAA